This is a messenger RNA of Colias croceus (clouded yellow), 435 nucleotides long. RefSeq names its product chymotrypsin-2-like. Gene Ontology annotation, biological process: proteolysis. Gene Ontology annotation, molecular function: serine-type endopeptidase activity. The record is from RefSeq and is a predicted model, not a curated record. The transcript is spliced from 2 exons. Lineage: Eukaryota; Metazoa; Arthropoda; Insecta; Lepidoptera; Pieridae. The annotation marks the transcript as partial.
AUGGCUUCAUUUGAAGACAACAGUGAAAUUAGAAAAAAACGUUCAAUUGAAGCUAAUGCUGAAGAAGACGAUGAAAUAGCUCCGUUGCCUUCUAGUGAAGGCAACGGAGAAGGAGACGGUGAAGGAGUACCUUCAAUUAGCAACAAUGAAGUCGACACUAAAAUAGUAGGAGGUAAAAAAGCACCAGACGGAGCGUACCCACACCAAGUAUCGCUAAAGAGAAGCACUUGGACGGAAUUCCACUUCUGCGGCGGAUCCAUCAUCUUCCCAAAAUGGGUGUUAACAGCUGCCCAUUGCACGAAAGAUUUACAGGCUGAAGAAAUAACAGUACUAGCUGGAACGAACACAAUUUCGUCAGGCGGCUCCAGAUAUGAAGUAGCCCAAAUAGUAAAUCAUGAGAAAUUUAAUAGAUCAUUGUUGGUUAACGAUAUCGCA